AUGUCUUCAGCCAAGGAGUCUACUGGACCGUCUAGCUCAUCUUCAGAUGAGAAACACGACGCUAAACAUCAUCAUGUCGUACCCACCGUAGUUGCCGAGAAGGAGGGCGCAAAGCUUAUGGAAGUGAAGAAUGCUGACCUUGCGGUGGCCCUCACAUCAACUCAACUGGAUCCACUCAGCCGAGCGUCCAUCCAGCUCUAUCUUAUCUUGGUAGUCGCAUUCAUGGGCAGCAUGUCCAAUGGUUUUGACGGUCAGGUCAUGGGUGCUGUGAAUGGCAUGAACCAAUAUUUGAAUUAUUUCGGAAUCUCUGGAGCCGAUGCGGGCGGAGGAGUCGGGACAGCUACUGCUCUUAUCUUUGGUAUUGUAAGUGUUAUCGAUCGAAGUAUUGUCGGUGUUCUACUAGCGGGGCCUCUAACAGAUGGUAAAUUCGGACGACGGGGUGGGAUGUUUAUCGGAGCCACGAUCAUUUUAAUAGGCGCUAUUACCAUCACCACAGCACUAGAUAAACCAUACCUUCUGGGUGGACGGUUUGUUCUUGGAUUGGGUGUGUCCAUCACCGCGACUGCCUGUCCUUCAUACGUUGUUGAAAUGGCUCCCCCUCAGUGGAGAGGACGAUUGACCGGACUAUUCAAUACGUUUUAUUAUGCGGGAUCUAUGCUCUGUACCGGAAUUUCUAUUGCUACUGCUCGUUUGAGUACCACUACAUCUUGGAGGGCUCCCCUCGCGAUUCAAAUUGUGCCUGCAGGCAUUCUGGUCUCUUUUGUGUGGUUUCUACCUGAAUCUCCGCGAUGGUAUGUUUCCGCAGGAAAAGUCGACAAGGCUGCCGAGGUCCUUGCAAAAUAUCACGGAAAUGGGGACGUGAAUGCUCCAUUAGUACAGUUAGAGCUUAAAGAGUUCGAAGAAUCAAUCAAACUCGAUGCUUCAGAUAAGCGAUGGUGGGACUACUCCGAGCUUGUUAACACUUCAAAUGCUCGGUACCGGACACUCAUGAUGCUCAUGAUGGGCUUCUUCGGACAAUGGUCUGGAAAUGGUCUUGGCUAUUUCUUGACUGUUCUUUUCAAAAAUGCUGGGGUGGAAUCUCAGGAGCGUCGGCUGGUCUUGAACUUUGUCAACACUAUUGUUUCUGCCAUCGGAGCAUCUAUUGGUACAUCCCUCUGUGAUACACUUGGAAGACGAACUAUGUGGUUCUGGGGCACAUUCGCUAGCGCAUCCACUUUGAUUAUCGUAACCGUUUGUACGGCCUUGUUUGGACAAAAUAGCGCCAAUCCUGACGGUGCAAAUGCCGCCAUUGCGUUCAUUUUCCUAUUCGGAUUUGUUUUCAGCUUCGCAUACACACCCCUUCAAGCCCUGGUACCAACGGAAUGCCUGGCAAAUAACACUCGCGCCAAAGGAAUGGCAAUGUAUUCGUUAGCGGUUAGCUGUGCAGGUCUCGUCGGAAAUUACGCAGGACCCAUCGCACUGCAAAACAUUGGUUGGAAGUAUUACAUUGUCUAUGUCUGCUGGGAUAUUUUUGAGUGUACGAUGAUCUGGUUCUUCGCAGUGGAGACUAGGGGGAGAACCCUUGAGGAACUAAACGAGAUAUUCGAAAGUCCCAAUCCCGUCAAAGCUUCUCUAGCCAAGAAAAAGAUUGCAGUGGUCGAGAAAGGUGGGCAGGUAGAAGUGAUGCACGUGGAGAACGAGAUAGUCUGA
Messenger RNA from Lentinula edodes (shiitake mushroom), 1689 nucleotides. Its product is annotated as general substrate transporter. Gene Ontology annotation, molecular function: carbohydrate:proton symporter activity. The coding region runs from base 1 to 1689 and encodes 562 amino acids. Gene Ontology annotation, biological process: carbohydrate transport; transmembrane transport. Gene Ontology annotation, cellular component: membrane. The record is from RefSeq and is a predicted model, not a curated record. NCBI's taxonomy places the organism in Eukaryota, Fungi, Basidiomycota, Agaricomycetes, Agaricales, Omphalotaceae. The transcript is spliced from 22 exons.